GAUUGAAAAGUAAGUAUCUUGUUACAAUAUAGUGUAGUUUAUAUACCUUUAUACUCUAGAUAGAUAGAUAGAUAGAUUACACGGUAUGGUCCCACACGGGAACCACCGGCACUGCUAUACAACCCCAGAGCGAGCUCACCCCUCUUUGGAGGCGGUAGACUAUAGGGAGUACAGCAGCGUCGUACUACUCUACACAUUAACGCAAGUUAGACAAACAGCUAGUGUACCGUAGUACUGAUACUAAAUUGGAGAACAUUAUUCACGAUCAUCGUCAUGUGAUCUGAAGUCACAAUCGUCGCUGUUGACAUCCGCCAUGUCCUCCUCUGCACUAUCCUCCCCACUGUCGCCGACAUCCUCCUCAAACCACCGAAAACCUUCCAUAAGUUUGCGCUGCCAUAGGGUCACUACUUGAUAUACGAAUUUCGCCGUCCGCGCAACCAGGUGCCACGAAUAAAUACAUCCUUUCAAAAAUUCGAAUGCUUCGUCGUCUGUCAAAUCUCUUCAUCUGCAGGGCACACCAACAUCACAUGCUCAGGAGUCUCGUAGUGUGCACCACACGACCGACAAAGGUAGAGAAGACGAUCAUCGUGCAUGUUCGGCGUACGAGAUGGGGAGGCCCUAAACACACACGGUACCCAGCCACCCAGCAACAAUCGCGUAAGAGAGAUGCGAUGUUUGUAGUUAGGGACGUUCGUCAAGUAAUGGCGAAGGUGGAGGGUAUGAUGCGUUGGAGGAUCGUCACUGAUGACGGGAUCCACGGGCUCUCGGCGAUUUUGGAUGAGAGAGAGUCGAGAGAAGGUGUCGACGUCGUUCUACAAGUCCUCCAUCAAUGGCAAUCGAAGAGAUAGACCCGAGCGAUCCGACGA
Molecule: messenger RNA, 866 nt
Organism: Marasmius oreades (fairy-ring Marasmius)
Lineage: Eukaryota; Fungi; Basidiomycota; Agaricomycetes; Agaricales; Marasmiaceae
Exons: 3
Coding region: 477-848 (123 amino acids)
Source: RefSeq, a predicted model, not a curated record